Messenger RNA from Linum tenue, 1155 nucleotides. Lineage: Eukaryota; Viridiplantae; Streptophyta; Magnoliopsida; Malpighiales; Linaceae. The record is from the annotation of a GenBank genome assembly.
AUGCUAGCGCUGAAGGCACUAUCGACUUCCCGUCUCGGAAAUCGAUGGUUGAUUCCGGUGGGGGUUUUCCCCAUUUCCCCCUUCUCUGAACUGGCAGGACGGUCAACAAGUUCAAGCUCUACAUGUUUAGUUGACUGUCUGAUUACAAAAUUCGAAUUCCCCGAAACCAAAGCCCUCUCCAUCGCUGCUCGAUUUCCCCGUCUCAAAUCUUCCCAAAAGCCCCAAGCUUUGUUCGAGUUCCUGCGAGGCCUAGGGUUCUCUCUUGACUGUAUUCAGUCUACUGUCUCUGGGGCUCCGCAGAUUCUCUUCGCUAACGUUGACAAGAACCUUAAACCCAAGAUCGAGCUGUUUCAGAAAUUGGGUUUCGAGAGUCCUCGUCUUGUUAAGUUCCUCUCUAAGAAUGGUGCUGUGUUAACUGCUAGUCUGGAGAAGAAGCUGCGUCCUCGAGUUCAUAUUUUGCUGGAAACUUUCCAUCAGAAGGAUGUGCUUAAGGCUAUUGAAAAAUGCAGUUGGCUUGCAUUUAUGUGCCCACAUUCUAGAUUGCUGUCGAACGUUGCUUUGUUGCAGAGCUGUGGCAUUGUUGGGUCUCAGCUCUCGAUGCUGUUGAAGAUGCAGCCUAGGUUGUUCAUUAGGACAGAUUGUAAAGUUAGAGACAUUGUUUCGAGGACGUUGGAUUUGGGGUUUUCAGUGGAAUCACGGAUGUUUAUAUAUGGGAUGUGUGCUGUUAGUGCCUUCAGCGUGGCAACACUUGACCGGAAGUUUGCUGUAUUCGAGGGUUUUGGGUUUUCAAGGAGUGAAUGCAUUGCAAUGUUCAGAAGAUCUCCGACCAUGCUGGGUCGCUGUGAUGAGAAGUUAAGUUCUGGCUUGGAUUUCUUUUUGAACACCGUGAAUCUGACAAAGGAGAUGGUGGUUCGUAGUCCUGCACUGUUGAUGUAUAGCAUGGAGGGAAGAGUUAUUCCUCGAUAUCGAGUUUUGAAGACUAUGGAAUCAAAGUUUCUGUUCAAGAAGAAGCCAAGCUUUAGGUCUGUUAUGAGUCUUACAAAUGAAAGAUUCGUGGAAAAGUUCGUAUUCAUGUAUCCAGAACAUGCAGAGGAACUAUUAAUUGUUUACAAUGGUCGCAAUGUGGAUUCCUCUGCAGAUGCAGCUUAUUCAUAG